AUGGCUUCAGAAAGAUGUGAAGAUGCAAUAACGGAAGCAGAGAAUAAUGGAACCUCUCAAGCAUCUUCCAAAUCAAUUCAAAAGUCCCCCAGACCCAACGCAUGUACCGUAACACCAUUUGUUACCGAAUUAAUGUCAAACUCACGAUCCAAACGCCCCAACUCUUUCCCAACAUCCUCUCCUCCUCCAAAAAAGAUCGCAAAUUCAAAUCCCUUCUUCCCUGGUAGUGCAGGUCUAGGGGUCUAUCUAUCGGAUCCAUCAUCACACCCUGCCUCACGCGUCAUCUAUCAUACCCCUUUAUUUGUAGCAAUCCAUGAUUUAUACCCCAAAUCCUCAGUUCACACCCUUCUCAUUCCACGAGAGGAGAAAUGGUAUAAUAUGCAUCCUAUAGCCGCAUUAUCCAACCCCGAGUUUCUCGAGAUGGUAAGACCGGAAGCAGAAAAGUUGAAAGGGAUAGUUGCAUCGGAAUUACGCCGGAGAUAUGGAUCAGAAUCUGCACAAGAUAUGGAAAGGGAAAAGAUACUCAGUGGAGAAGUCAAUCUAGAAGAUGAUGCUGAAAUGCCAGAUGGUAGAGAUUGGAAGAGAGAUGUUAUGGUUGGAAUACAUAUGCAUCCAUCGAUGGAGCAUCUUCAUAUUCAUGUCUUGUCUGUGGAUCGUUAUUCUUCAUGUAUGAGGAAGAGGAAACAUUAUAGCUCAUUUGCUACACCAUUCUUUGUUAAUCUAUCCGAGUUUUCUCUGUCUGAGGAAAGGCAAGAAGCUUUAAGUAGAAGUGGCCAGGCUAAGGCAUGGUUACAGGGUGAUAUGAAAUGCUGGAGCUGUGGUUUGAAUUUUGGAAAUAAAUUUGCUAAGCUAAAGGAGCAUUUGGAGUUGGAAUUCAUUGAAUGGAAAAAGAAAUGA
This is a messenger RNA of Sclerotinia sclerotiorum 1980 UF-70, 897 nucleotides long. RefSeq lists its product as hypothetical. Gene Ontology annotation, molecular function: double-stranded RNA binding; DNA 5'-adenosine monophosphate hydrolase activity; single-stranded DNA binding. The transcript has 2 exons. The record is from RefSeq and is a predicted model, not a curated record. Lineage: Eukaryota; Fungi; Ascomycota; Leotiomycetes; Helotiales; Sclerotiniaceae. Gene Ontology annotation, biological process: double-strand break repair; single strand break repair. Bases 1 to 897 code for a protein of 298 amino acids. Gene Ontology annotation, cellular component: nucleus.